CCGAGCCCUCGCCCCCCGCGCCGGGCCGCUCUCCAUUCAGGCCGAGGUGCCGACUUGAGCGACGUGGAGGAGGAAGGGCUCCGGUACCGGAGCUGCCGAGGAUCCCGGUACAAAGAAAGCCCCGGGACCCACCGUCCGCUCUUGCACCGGCGGGACGCUCUGCACUUCCAGGUCGGCUGCGAACAGGACUUUAAAGGGACCGACCGGCCCAUAGAAUCCUGGACCCCGGAGCAACUCGAUGACCGCGCGGAUCGCGUCCACCUCGGUAUUUUCCCUUGGAUAUUAACUUCCAAAACUGAAGAAAUGGCAUUCCACAUAAUCAGCUUGUUGGUUAGAGCACUUAUUUGUUCUAUCUGUGUCAAAGGAUCUUCCCAGCCCCAAGCAAGAGUUUAUUUAACAUUUGAUGACCUUAGAGAAACCAAGACCUCUGAAUACUUCAGCCUGUCCCAUCAUCUGUUAGACUACAGGAUAUUAUUAAUGGAUGAAGACCAGGACCGAAUCUAUGUGGGGAGCAAAGAUCACAUUCUCUCCUUGAAUAUUAAUAAUAUCAGUCAAGAACCUUUGAGUGUUUUCUGGCCAGCCUCUGCAAUCAAGGUUGAAGAGUGCAAAAUGGCUGGGAAAGAUCCUACACAUGGCUGUGGGAAUUUCGUCCGUGUGAUUCAAGCUUUUAAUCGCACUCAUCUGUAUGUCUGUGGGAGUGGAGCCUUCAGCCCCGUCUGUACUUACCUGAACAGAGGAAGGAGGUCAGAGGACCAAGUUUUCAUGAUUGACUCUAAGUGUGAGUCUGGAAAAGGACGAUGCUCUUUUAACCCCAAUGUGAACACUGUGUCUGUUAUGAUCAAUGAAGAACUUUUCUCAGGAAUGUAUAUAGAUUUCAUGGGUACAGAUGCUGCAAUUUUUCGAAGUUUGACCAAGAAGAAUGCAGUCAGAACCGAUCAACACAACUCCAAAUGGCUAAGUGAACCUAUGUUUGUGGAUGCACAUGUCAUCCCAGAUGGCACCGACCCAAAUGAUGCUAAAGUGUACUUCUUCUUCAAAGAGAAACUGAAUGACAACAACCGAAGCACAAAACAGAUCCACUCCAUGAUUGCUAGAAUAUGUCCUAAUGACACUGGCGGCCAGCGCAGCCUUGUCAACAAGUGGACCACAUUCUUAAAAGCAAGGCUCGUGUGCUCAGUCACAGAUGAAGAUGGCCCAGAAACACACUUUGAUGAACUAGAGGAUGUGUUUCUGCUGGAAACUGAUAAUCCAAGAGCAACCUUAGUAUAUGGCAUUUUUACAACAUCAAGCUCAGUUUUCAAAGGAUCAGCAGUGUGUGUAUAUCAUUUGUCUGAUAUACAAACGGUGUUUAAUGGACCUUUUGCCCACAAAGAGGGUCCUAAUCAUCAGUUGAUUUCAUAUCAGGGUAGAAUUCCAUAUCCUCGCCCUGGAACUUGCCCAGGAGGAGCAUUUACACCCAAUUUGCGGACCACCAAGGACUUCCCAGAUGAUGUUGUGACUUUCAUUCGGAACCAUCCUCUCAUGUACAAUUCUGUCUAUCCUAUUCACAAAAGACCUCUGAUUGUCCGUAUAGGCACUGACUACAAGUACACAAAGAUAACUGUGGACCGAGUAAAUGCUGCUGAUGGGAGAUACCAUGUUCUAUUUCUUGGAACUGACCGGGGCACUGUACAGAAGGUUGUGGUUCUUCCUGCCAACAGCUCCACCAGUGGGGAGCUCAUUCUGGAGGAGCUGGAAGUCUUCAAGAAUCAUGUUCCUAUAACAACAAUGAAAAUCUCAUCCAAGAAGCAACAGUUAUAUGUAAGCUCCAAUGAAGGGGUUUCCCAAGUGUCGCUACAUCGCUGCCACAUCUAUGGCUCAGCGUGUGCUGACUGCUGCCUGGCCAGGGACCCAUACUGUGCUUGGGAUGGCCACUCUUGUUCUAGGUUCUACCCAACUGGGAAACGGAGGAGCCGAAGACAAGACGUGAGACAUGGAAACCCACUUACUCAAUGCAGAGGAUUUAAUCUAAAAGCAUAUAGAAAUGCUGCAGAAAUUGUUCAAUAUGGAGUAAAAAAUAACACCACUUUCCUCGAGUGUACUGCCAAAUCUCCACAGGCAUCUAUCAAGUGGUUGCUGCAAAAAGACAAAGACAGGAGGAAGGAGGUUAAGCUGAAUGAGCGCAUUAUAGCUACUUCCCAAGGACUACUGAUCCGCUUGGUUCAGGAUUCUGACCAAGGGCUGUACCACUGCAUUGCCACAGAGAACAGCUUCAAGCAAACCAUAGCCAAGAUCAACUUCAAAGUUUUAGAUUCAGAAAUGGUGGCCAUGGUGACAGACAAAUGGUCCCCAUGGAACUGGGCCGGCUCUGUGAGGGUCCUGCCCUUCCACCCCAAGGACAUCCUGGGGGCUUUCAGUCAUUCAGAGAUGCAGCUCAUCGACCAGUACUGCAAAGACACGCGGCAGCAGCUAGGCGAGGAGUCGCAAAAGGUGCGAGGGGACUAUGGCAAGCUGAAAGCCCUCAUCACCAGCAGGAAAAGCAGAAACAGGAGGAAUCAACUGCCAGAGUCCUAAGAAGUAAUAAGUACUAUGUCUGCAUGAUUAAGUACUGAGCAGUGUAGUGCUGAUUGCUGACUCAGGUGGUGACUCAUUUGAGAGUGAGUUUUUCACAGACUGGAGUGAGCAUCCAUCUUCUUGUAUGAUCCGACUAGCACUGGCCAUCCCAUGGUCCUCAUGGUGCAUAUAAAUAUUUAACUUAACCCAGAUUUUAUUUAUAACUUUAUGUGGCUUUCUUUCCAAAUCAGUAUGGCAAUUACAGAAGUAGAACUGUUACAUGCCUCCAGUGAAUAAAGGCCCUGCAUAAUUCUGUGAUAUUUCUUCCCUCCUCUAGGUGUUUUAAGUUUCUAGUAGUCAGUGGUUUUGGUAUAUGAAAACAAAUUUCAGGUCACAUAUGAAGUGAUAAAUGUCAUAGAAAUCCAUUGACACUGUCCAUUAGAAGCCACGUAUGUUAGAGGAAUGAGAGUGGGGACACAUACAGGGUGUAGAAGAGCAGGAGCAGUUUGUAGAGUAAGUGGUGAGUUUAUAUGCUUCCAAUGUCCUCUUUUUCAAGAUUGUGAGAUGUGUAUUGCUGACACCUGUCGUUGAUCUUUGUUCUCUUGUUUCAAGGAGGUAAAAUGAAUAACCUAGUUCAUGGAGAUCUUUGAUGGAUGAUGAUAAGUGAGGCAUUUACGUUCCUGCUGUUCUGUUAUCUUCCAAACAAAAGCACUUUCCUUUUUUGGAAGUUAUAUAAGUUAUUGUAGACUUAAAUGUAAUCUUUACACUAUUUAAUUGAUACCUGUUUGGACUUUACCUUUUUACUCUGCUUGUCAAAUAAAGCAAUAUAAAGAUAAAACAUGUUCAAAUCAUCCAACUUCUGCAUGAAGAGUGAAAUUGUCAAAAGGAAAAAAAAAAAAUCAAAAUAGAA
Messenger RNA from Jaculus jaculus (lesser Egyptian jerboa), 3442 nucleotides. RefSeq names its product semaphorin 3C (gene Sema3c). Gene Ontology annotation, biological process: semaphorin-plexin signaling pathway; positive regulation of cell migration; negative regulation of axon extension involved in axon guidance. Gene Ontology annotation, molecular function: chemorepellent activity; semaphorin receptor binding. The coding region runs from base 304 to 2553 and encodes 749 amino acids. The record is from RefSeq and is a predicted model, not a curated record. The transcript is spliced from 18 exons. Lineage: Eukaryota; Metazoa; Chordata; Mammalia; Rodentia; Dipodidae.